AUGAACCGCAUCGCUCGCCCCGCUUUGCUCCGCGCGUCGGCCCGUGCCCCCGCCUUCGCGCCCGUCGCCUCUUCCCUCAGAUUCUCCUCCAUUUCCUCAUCUGCUGCCCUCUCCACCACCUUCGCGAGGAGGAGCGAUGCCAUCACGACCUUCGAUUACCAGAGGAGGCACUACGGCGCUGCUGCCGGUCUGUCGGAGGCCGACGCCAGGGAGCGGGUCAUCAAGGUGGUGAAGAAUUUCCACAAGGUCGACCCCAAUGCCGUGAACGAGAAGUCGCACUUCAUCAACGACCUCGGUCUCGAUUCGCUCGACACUGUCGAGCUCGUGCUUGGUCUCGAGGACGAGUUCUGCAUCGAAAUCCCCGAGGAGCAGGCUGACAAGAUCCAGACCAUCGAGGAUGCCGUCAGCUACCUCGUCACCAACCCCGCUGCCAAAUAA
Messenger RNA from Acanthamoeba castellanii str. Neff, 438 nucleotides. RefSeq names its product acyl carrier protein. The record is from RefSeq and is a predicted model, not a curated record. The coding region runs from base 1 to 438 and encodes 145 amino acids. The transcript has a single exon. Gene Ontology annotation, molecular function: acyl binding; acyl carrier activity. Gene Ontology annotation, biological process: fatty acid biosynthetic process. Gene Ontology annotation, cellular component: mitochondrion. NCBI's taxonomy places the organism in Eukaryota, Discosea, Longamoebia, Acanthamoebidae.